AUGUCUUGUCUGCCAUGGAUGGCCUUUGUUGGCCUACUGGCUCUUGCUUCAGCCGAUCUCUUUACGGCUAUCGCUGAUAUGGAACGUAUGUUAGGCCAUGAGAAGGAUGUUACUUCCGUUAUUGAUCAGUACAUUUCAUCCGAGCAAGAACGUUUGAAGGAACUUAAGAAGUUCGCUGAAGAGUACGUCAACAGAAACAACCAUGCUGCCAAUGUCGGACCAGAAUUCGUUACGAAUCCUAUCAAUGCUUUCCUUCUGAUCAAAAGACUCACUUCUGAAUGGAAGAAGGUUGAGGAAAUCAUGAAGAAUAACAGAGCAGAUUCUUUCAUCCAAAAUAUUACCGAAAAUCGUCUUCGGGGUCAAGUAAAAUUCCCUGGUGAAGAAGAUCUCUCCGGAGCAGCUAUUGCUCUUCUUCGUCUUCAAGACACCUACAAGCUAGACUCUCACGAACUAUCCAACGGAUUCAUGAACGGUGAGAAAGUAGGACAUGCUUUGACUGCUCAUGAUUCAUUUGAGAUUGGAAGAGCAGCUUACAAUCAGCAUGAUUAUUAUCAUGUUGUCAUGUGGAUGCAAGUUGCUUUGAACAAGUUGGAGAAUGAAUCGACUAAGACCAUUGAUGAAUCAGAAGUUCUUGAAUACUUAGCUUUUGCACUUUACAAACAAGGAAAUGUUCGAAGAGCUCUAUCUUUGACUAAAAGAUUGGCUGAGAUCUCACCAAAACAUCCUCGUGCUAAAGGAAACGUCAAGUGGUAUGAAGAUAUGCUUGUAGGAAAAGAUCUUGAAGGAGAGUUACCUCCAAUUGUUAAUAAGCGUGAUGAUAACGACGGUAUCGAUGAAAGAGAUGCUUAUGAAGCCUUAUGUAGAGGAGAAAUCGAGCCUAUUGAUCCUGCUGAGGAGAAGAAGCUUCGUUGCUACUUGAAGAGAGAUAAGCCUUUCCUGAAACUAGCUCCAAUCAAAGUAGAGAUUCUUCGCUUGGACCCUCUAGCUGUUCUGUUCAAAGAAGUCAUCAGCGAUUAUGAAAUCUCUGUUGUCAAAGAGCUCGCUUCACCAAAAUUGAAGAGAGCUACAGUCCAAAACUCUGUUACCGGAGAAUUAGAGACUGCCAGUUAUCGCAUCAGUAAAAGCGCGUGGCUGAAGGCUGUGGAGAGUCCUGUAAUUGAGAGAAUUAACCAGCGUAUCCAAUAUAUGACGAACUUGGAACAAUCGACUUCCGAAGAUCUCCAGGUCGCCAACUAUGGUCUUGGUGGUCAUUAUGACCCUCAUUAUGACUUUGCCAGGAAAGAAGAAAAGAACGCAUUCAAGAACCUCAACACCGGAAAUCGUAUUGCCACAGUGCUAUUCUAUAUGAGCCAGCCAGAGAAAGGAGGCGCAACUGUUUUCAAUCAUUUGAACACUGCUGUUUUCCCUUCAAUGCAUGAUGCCUUGUUUUGGUAUAAUUUGAAGAGAAAUGGUGAUGGAGAUUUGAGAACAAGACAUGCUGCUUGUCCAGUUCUCCUUGGAGUCAAAUGGGUUUCUAAUAAAUGGAUUCACGAGAGAGGCCAAGAAUUCAACCGUCCUUGUGGCUUGACUGAAGAUAUUCAAGAGCAGUUCGUCGGAGAUUUGACACCAUUAUAA
This is a messenger RNA of Auanema sp. JU1783, 1614 nucleotides long. Lineage: Eukaryota; Metazoa; Nematoda; Chromadorea; Rhabditida; Rhabditidae. The record is from the annotation of a GenBank genome assembly.